This is a messenger RNA of Chanos chanos (milkfish), 3331 nucleotides long. It is a transcript of the gene atg9a, whose product is annotated as ATG9 autophagy related 9 homolog A (S. cerevisiae). The record is from RefSeq and is a predicted model, not a curated record. Bases 235 to 2757 code for a protein of 840 amino acids. Lineage: Eukaryota; Metazoa; Chordata; Actinopteri; Gonorynchiformes; Chanidae. Gene Ontology annotation, biological process: protein localization to phagophore assembly site; reticulophagy; autophagy of mitochondrion. Gene Ontology annotation, cellular component: autophagosome; phagophore assembly site. The transcript has 16 exons.
GAAUGUUUGAAGAAAUGAAAGCAAAAUAAUGACUCAGGCGACAUACAAAAGGGAAUUUACACAGUAAUCGACUUUAUAACCAUUGAAUCAGCCAGUUUAUUUCAAAGACAAGAAGAGGCCAAAGGAACAUAGACUACACAAUGGAAUGACUCCCGUGGUCUAUGCUGACCGAAUCUGGAAUGGAGCUUGUUGACAGACUUGAGUGUGACGUGGGAUACUGAGGUUAACCGCACCAUGGCCCACUUUGACACCGAGUACCAGCGUUUGGAGGCAUCUUACAGCGACUCUCCACCCGGAGAGGAGAAUCUACUCGUCCACGUGCCAGAGGGAUCUAAACCUCAAUGGCAUCACAUAGAGAACUUGGACCUUUUCUUCCAGCGAGCCUAUAAUAUGCAUCAGAAGAAUGGAUUGACCUGUAUGCUGCUGGGGGAGAUAUUUGAGCUUGUCCAACUGGUCUUCGUGGUGGCGUUCACUGUGUUUCUGGCAAACUGUGUGGAUUAUGACAUCCUGUUUGCCAACAAAUUUGUGAUUCACACUAACUCUUCAAAGGUGACACUUCCGGAUGCUUUCCUACCUAUGGAAGUGUGCAGUGCUCGUAUCCGUAACAAUGUGUUUGUUAUCUUCAUCUUGGUGAUCUCUGGAGUUUUCUGGCUUCACCGCCUUGUCAAAUUCAUCUACAACAUCUGCUGUUACUGGGAGAUCCGAUCUUUCUACAUCAAUGCUCUCAAAGUUUCAAUGGCAGAUCUCCCUUAUUUCACAUGGCAGGAGGUGCAGGCGCGUAUCAUUGAGAUCCAGAAAGAGCAUCAGAUAUGCAUUCACAAAAAAGAGCUGACUGAACUGGACAUCUACCACCGCAUACUACGUUUCAAAAACUACAUGGUAGCCAUGGUCAACAAAUCCCUUCUCCCUAUUCGCUUCAGCCUUCCUAUGCUAGGUGACACUGUCUUCUACACACGUGGACUGAAGUACAACUUUGAGCUCAUUUUCUUUUGGGGUCCAGGCUCCCUCUUUGAAAACGAAUGGAGCUUGAAGUCCGAGUACAAGCGUGGAGGGAACCGUUUAGAACUGGCGGACCGGUUAAGCUCAAGGAUCUUGUGGAUCGGAAUCGCCAACUUACUCCUUUGUCCCGUGAUCUUGAUCUGGCAGAUCCUCUAUGCGUUCUUCAGCUACACAGAAGUCAUUAAACGGGAACCGGGAAGCCUGGGUGCCCGGUGCUGGUCUUUGUACGGCCGUUGCUACCUGCGCCAUUUCAAUGAACUGGACCAUGAACUGAUGUCUCGUCUCAGCAAGGGCUACAAGGCCUCCUCAAAGUACAUGAAUUGCUUCAUGUCGCCGCUGCUUACGGUGGUGGCCAAGAACGUUGCGUUCUUCGCCGGCUCCAUCCUCGCUGUGCUCAUCACUCUAACUGUUUAUGAUGAGGAUGUCCUGGCCGUAGAACAUGUCCUCAGCAGUAUUACCCUGCUUGGAGUCUGCAUCACAAUCUGCAGAUCAUUUAUUCCAGAUAAGCAUAUGGUGUUCUGCCCGGAGCAGCUCCUGAAGGUGAUCCUAGCCCAUAUCCAUUACAUGCCUGACCAUUGGCAGGGGAACGCACACCGUUAUGAGACCAGAGAUGAGUUCGCCCAGCUCUUCCAGUACAAAGCUGUGUUUAUUCUGGAGGAACUGCUAAGUCCUGUCAUUACUCCUUUCAUCCUUAUCUUCUGUCUUCGCCGUAAAUCGCUUGAGAUUAUCGAUUUCUUCAGGAACUUCACCGUGGAGGUGGUGGGGGUCGGGGACACCUGUUCCUUUGCACAGAUGGACGUCCGUCAGCAUGGACAUCCCGCGUGGAUGUCUGCAGGGAAGACUGAGGCAUCCAUCUACCAGCAGGCUGAAGACGGGAAAACGGAGUUGUCCCUCAUGCAUUUUGCCAUCACUAACCCUCACUGGCAGCCUCCACGUGAGAGCACACACUUUAUCAGCCAGCUUAAGGAAAAAGUGCACCGUGAGGCCGCCGCUGGACAAUUGGGAGCGACGUCGGAAAACCUUGCCUUCACGUCCACGCAGUCACUGCAAUCUGAGUCAGAGCCUCGCAGUCUGAUUGCCAACCUUUUGGCUGGACCACCCUCCCUGGCCUCUCUCCACCUCGGACGGGACGGGUCCAUCGGCAUGAACGAGGGAGCAUCUGCCUUACGAUCCCUCUCGCCCCUGAGCGCCAGCCUGAACCUGCGGGGCAGCUACGCCUCUGCUCGGGUGCCCAGACCAGACCACCCCGCUGUGGCCGCAGGCCGAGCUAUGGCAGGAUCAGGCACCGAUGCCCGCACUGUUAGCUCUGGCAGUAGUGCUUGGGAAGGUCAGCUGACUAGCAUGGUCCUCUCUGAAUAUGCCUCCACAGAGAUGAGCAUUCAUGCCCUCUAUAUGCAUGAGCUUCAUAAGCAGCAGUCGCGCAGGGAGGUGUCUCGACACACGUGGCACAGGCAGGAGAGUGACGAGAGCAGCGAGAGCGUCCACGAUGACCCAGAGGCGUCUCACAAUCUGCCGCGUUCCAACACCUUCCCCUUUGGUGGUACGCCAAACCAGGAGGGGGCAGCACUGCAGAUGAGCGGCCAACGCCGCUAUGGGGGCACAACAGAGUCGCUGUGUGGGAGCUCUCGAAUCCAGAGGACGCCCAGGGUUCCCAUGGGGGGCUGGACAGAGGAGACCCAGACGGGCCGACACCACGAGCCAGUUCCAGAGGAGGGCUCAGAUGACGAACUACCACCACACAUUCAUAAGGUCACAUAACACUAAUGCCAUCAGAGCUGUGUUCAGAAGGGACUUUUGCAGGCAACCAACUACUGACAUUCUUCUUAUGAACUUUAAUCACAAAAAAUGUUAUAUUUAUUGGACCUGAGUGCAAGUCCAGAACUCAUUAUGCUGACAUUUCUUCAUGAUAUUUUCAGUUAGUUUUAUGACAUUUACUAUGGAUCUCAAGUGGACAUCCCAGUGCUACUUAUGGGUACUACUUUAAAAGAGCAUAAUCCGACAGAUUAUUCAUCAUCCCCAUCAUUAAUAGUAAAAUAAAAUAGUAAUUCCAUACACAAACAGUAAUUCCACAUGCAGAGACAUUGGGGGAGGGUUGGGGACAAAACAGAAUGUUCCCGGAAACGAAGGGAAUUAAGUAUUAUUAAGUAUUUAGUGAUCAGCGUACUGCAUUGGGAAAGAAAUUUAGGGAACGCAGAAGGACGAAAGACCAAGACGUUUCGUUAAUCAGCUCAUAUCGUGUUAUACGAUUCAGGUGAUUUUUUUAAUACAAAGGUAAGCCAAGUCGAAAACAUGGUGAUUGAAAAAUAAAAUUGUAGAAACUAGAGAAGACUGG